Messenger RNA from Lolium rigidum, 1533 nucleotides. RefSeq names its product ribulose bisphosphate carboxylase/oxygenase activase, chloroplastic. The transcript has 12 exons. Lineage: Eukaryota; Viridiplantae; Streptophyta; Magnoliopsida; Poales; Poaceae. The coding region runs from base 16 to 1326 and encodes 436 amino acids. Gene Ontology annotation, molecular function: ATP hydrolysis activity; ATP binding. The record is from RefSeq and is a predicted model, not a curated record.
CCUCCCCGCCACGCCAUGGCCACCACCUCCCUCGCCGCCGCUUCCCGCCACCACAUCCUCCUCCCCUCCCGGUCCGGCCCCAGCUUCAACCUCAGAGCCCCCAACCGAGUCCGCCUCUGCCCCGCCUUCCCCUCCAUUCUCUGCGCGUCCACCUCGUCGGCGUCUCCCCAGCCCACCGCCGGCGGCGAGGAGGACGAGGCGGGCCAUGGGGGGAAGCUUUCGAAGCAGUCCUCGUGGGAGGCGACGGAUGGCCAGGGCGACGACUACCUCUACCGCCUCGGGAAGGAGGCCGAGAACAUGAACAUCGCCGUUGGCGCCCGGAGCGGCGUCAUCGACGACCUCUUCGUCGGAAAAUUCCUCGGAAGAGACUCGGACAUCGUGUUCGAUUACCGUCAGAAGGCGACCAGGAAAUUCGAGUAUCUGCAGGGAGAUUACUACAUCGCACCCGCAUUCCUCGAUAAAGUUGCCAUCCACAUUGUAAAGAACUACCUUGCAAAUAAUCUUAAUAUCAAGAUUCCCCUUAUACUCGGUGUCUGGGGUGGAAAAGGCCAAGGGAAAACAUUCCAAACUGAACUUAUAUUUAAAGCAAUGGGUGUUGAGCCUGUUAUUAUGUCUGCUGGAGAGCUCGAAUCUGAAAGAGCAGGAGAACCUGGAAGGCUUAUACGUGAUCGAUACAGAACGGCAUCUCAAGUAGUUCAAAACCAAGGGAAAAUGAGUUGUUUGAUGAUCAAUGACCUAGAUGCUGGUGUUGGAAGAUUUGGAAACACACAAAUGACGGUCAAUAACCAAAUCGUGGUUGGAACUUUGAUGAACUUGGCGGAUAAUCCUACCAGGGUUAGCAUUGGGCAGAAAUGGAGAGAAUCUGACAUUACACAUAGAGUGCCAAUAAUAGCAACUGGAAAUGAUUUUUCAACACUAUAUGCUCCUUUGAUUCGUGAUGGGAGGAUGGAAAAGUUCUACUGGCAGCCCACCCGUGAAGAUAUAAUUAACAUUGUUCACCGUAUGUAUACGAAGGAUGGGUUAUCUUCUGAGGAAGUGUCAAGCAUUGUAGAUACGUUUCCAAAUCAAGCUCUGGACUUUUAUGGAGCUUUGAGAUCCAGGACAUAUGACCAGGCUAUCUUGAAGUGGGUAAAUGACAUUGGCGGUUAUGAGCAACUAGGUGAAAAGCUUCUCAAGCGAAAGAACAGAGAGAAGCUUCCCACGUUUAUCCCUCCAAAGCCAACACUAGACGCAUUGAUCGAGUCAGGGGACUCUUUGGUGGCAGAGCAAGAGCUGAUAAUGAACUCGAAGCUAUCGAAAGAAUAUAUGAAGAACUUAGAAGACUAGCUCGAAACUCAAAAUACAAGUACAAAAACCUACCUCGACCCAUGUGAAGUAUCUUUUUAUUUCUUCCAAUUUUCUGUAAAUUGCACUGGGCCCUCCUAUAUUUUGUGUGUUUCCCGGCGGAUGAGUUGCACGUGCAAGUAUAUAACAUUGUAAAAAAGAACUCAUGGAAUAUAUAUACGAGCAUUUUUCCAGUACAUGUGUACUUCA